Messenger RNA from Physella acuta, 1067 nucleotides. RefSeq names its product U3 small nucleolar ribonucleoprotein IMP4. Gene Ontology annotation, molecular function: rRNA primary transcript binding; snoRNA binding. NCBI's taxonomy places the organism in Eukaryota, Metazoa, Mollusca, Gastropoda, Physidae. Gene Ontology annotation, biological process: rRNA processing. Gene Ontology annotation, cellular component: Mpp10 complex; nucleolus; small-subunit processome. The record is from RefSeq and is a predicted model, not a curated record.
CGUUUUUGUACUGCUAGCGCAUGCGGCAUUUGUUUAUUUUAUUUUUAAUGUUUUCUUGAUUACUCCAGAUUUCUAGACUAUAUAAUCUAGAUCUAGAUUUCUAAUCUAAUUCUUAUCUUGUCUAGGUCUAAUAACAAUACAACAUGAUUCGUCGCCAGGCUCGACUACGGAGAGAAUAUAUUUAUAGAAAAACUAUAGAAGAGCGUGAAAAAGCUAUUCAAGAAAAGAAACAAAAGCUCAAAAGUGCAGUUGAAGAAAAUAAACAGAUACCUACAGAUCUCAGGGCAGAUGCCAUCACAUUACACAAAACUUUAAAAUGGGAAGAUGACGGGGCUGAUGGUCUAACAACAAGUGUUGAUGAUGAAUAUAGGUGGGCGGGAGUUGAAGAUCCAAAGAUCAUGAUCACAACAGCAAGAGAUCCCAGCUCUAAGCUCAAACAGUUUGCUAAAGAAAUGAAAUUGAUAUUCCCUAACUCCCAGCGAAUUAACAGAGGUAACUACAGAAUGGAACAGCUCAUUGAAGCUUGCAGGGCCAACGAUAUAACAGAUGUUAUUUUAGUACAAGAGCACAGAGGUGUACCAGAUGGCCUUGUUGUGUGUCACCUGCCAUUUGGACCGACAGCAUUUUUCACACUGACAAAUGUAGUCAUGCGUCAUGAUAUUCCUGAUGUGGGCACAAUGUCUGAGGCUUACCCACACCUCAUCUUUAAAAAUUUAUCUUCAAAACUUGGAAAACGUGUCAGGGAUGUUUUAAAAUACCUAUUUCCUGUGCCCAAAGAAGAUUCAAGAAGAGUCAUGACCUUUGCUAAUGAGGAGGAUUAUAUUUCCUUCAGGCAUCAUGUAUACAAGUUUGAGGACAGAGAACUUUUACUGAAGGAAGUUGGGCCCAGGUUUGAAAUGAAAGUGUACAAGAUAGUGCGGGGUACAGUGGACAAGUUGGACACGGCAGACACAGAGUGGGUCCACCGGCCGUACAUGAACACGAGCCGCAAGAGGAAAUUUUUGUCAGAGGAGUUGUAGAUGUCUUUCUCGUCAUACAUGUGUACAAAAUAAAUUCUUGAUCAAGUU